AUGGCUCACUGGGUCUUGCUGAUUCUGAGUUCUGCCUCCAUGCUGAUCGCCUUCCCUGCCUCGAGCCUCCUCUCCCGCCUCUACUACUCCGGCGGCGGCGGAAGCUACUGGAUCAUCUCGUGGACGGCGGUCGCCGGAUGGCCCAUCACCACCCUCCUCCUGGUCCCUCUCUACGCCGCCACCUCCACGGCGGCGCCGUCACCGUUGACCUUCAAGCUCUUCCUCUGGUACGCCGCACUGGGCAUCAUCAGCGCCUUAGAUAACCUCCUCUUCGCACUGGCCUACGCUUAUCUCCCCGCAUCGACCGCUUCUCUGCUCGCAUCCUCCUCCCUCAUAUUCUCCGCAUUCUUCGGAUGGAUCAUCGUCAAGAACAAAGUCAACCUUUCGGGCCUCAACGCCAUCAUCAUCAUCACCGCCGCCGUUGUCAUCAUAGCCCUGGAUUCAAGAUCGGACGGCUUACCGGGCGUCUCGAGGGGGCUGUACGCCCUCGGCUUCAUAUUCGACAUCUUGGGCUCAGCCCUCCACGGCCUCAUCUUCGCCCUCUCCGAGCUGGUCUUCGUCAAGGAGCUGGGAAGAAGAUCCUUCCACGUAGUGUUGGAGUUCCAGACCAUGGUGUCGUUGACCGCUUUCAUAGUUACCACAAUUGGGGUCGUCGCCAAAGGAGACUUGCAGCGGAUGAGAGAGGAGGCCGCCUCAUUCGAGCAUGGUCAACUCUCUUACACGAUGGUUCUUGUCUGGGCGGCGGUCAGCUUCCAGCUGGGAGCCCUGGGAGGAACCGCUGUGGUUUAUCUGGCCUCCACGGUGAUGGCCGGGAUACUCAAUGCGGUAAGGGUGCCACUGACCAGCAUCGCCGCAGUCAUCCUCUUCAAAGACUCUAUGACGGGCUUCAAGAUCCUGUCUUUGAUCAUCACCGGGUGGGGAUUUGUGUCCUACACCUUAGGUCAUCCCUCAGUCGGCAAGACCGAAUAA
Molecule: messenger RNA, 969 nt
Organism: Spirodela intermedia
Lineage: Eukaryota; Viridiplantae; Streptophyta; Magnoliopsida; Alismatales; Araceae
Source: the annotation of a GenBank genome assembly